Molecule: messenger RNA, 799 nt
Organism: Solanum lycopersicum (tomato)
Lineage: Eukaryota; Viridiplantae; Streptophyta; Magnoliopsida; Solanales; Solanaceae
Source: RefSeq, a predicted model, not a curated record
UGUAGACUCUGUAAUCUCUAAUGCACAUGAUGAACAUAGCAAUUUAUUUAUUUGGUUCUGACAACAUCUACUCACUGGCCCAACCUCAUUUAUUUCUUCCCCUAAUUUUCUUCUUCUUCCAUUAAUUUGCACUACACACUUCCACAAAAGAAAAUGUCUAUAUCAAAUUUACCUGCAGAUUCUGCAUUUAGCCUCAAAUACGGCAUCGCCAUUGCCGUCGCCAUUUUGAUUCUCAUUUCCAUCAUCAUGUUCGCCUCCUACGCUUGUCUUCGUGUCAAAUUAGCCGGAGAUUUGACGCCACCGUCGUCUUCUUCAAAUGAGACUAGUAAUAAUAAUUACAACAUCUAUGGCUACUUCUUCGGAUUGGAUCGGCCGGUUAUAGAGUCGUUCCCCAAAGUAGUGUUGGGUGAAAGUAAGAGAUUGCCUAGUUCAAUUAGUGAUACGAAUACAUGCGCAAUAUGCUUGUGUGAAUAUUGUGUGAAGGAUUCCGUUCGUUGUAUGCCGGAGUGUAAUCACUGUUUUCACGCCGAUUGUGUUGACGAAUGGUUGCAGAAGAGUGGGAGUUGUCCGAUCUGUAGGAGCUCUCCGGUUUCUACAUCUGCAGGUUCAACACCGCUGCCUGUGCCUAAUUAUUAUAGGUUUAAUUUUGUAUAGAAUUAGUUCUAGUUUGAAAUAUCUCUCUAACCUGCGCACCCCACUAUAUAAAUAGCCUUCAAACUAUGUAAAGAUGAUCGACUCAAAAGGCAUCGAAAGAAAAUUAAUCUCCAAUCAUUCACGUGGAUAAUCACCUUCAAAUCAA